AUGGGCAUCGGGCAAAGCGUGGAUGAUGCGUACUUUCAGCAGAAGGUGAAGCUUGGACAGGGUGGUUUUGGCACAGUGUGGCGGGCCGUCGACAAGAAGACCAACCACUUCGUGGCUGUGAAGCAGAUCGACAAGCUUCAGUCAUACUGGCAGGGGGCAAAACGAUCGGAAAUCCAACUGGAAAUUGACAUACUCAAAGCCUGUGAUCAUGAAAAUGUCACCAAGUUGUAUACAUAUUUCGAAGACAGUCAGAACAUCUCGAUUGUUCUGGAGUAUUGCGAUGGAGGCGACCUCGAUGACAAGCUCAAGGAGCAAGGAUGGCAGCUUCGCGAGGCGGAAGCCGGGGCCUGGACGCGGCCCCACGACUGA
This is a messenger RNA of Symbiodinium sp. CCMP2456, 369 nucleotides long. The record is from the annotation of a GenBank genome assembly. NCBI's taxonomy places the organism in Eukaryota, Dinophyceae, Suessiales, Symbiodiniaceae.